Dreissena polymorpha is the source of this 1593-nucleotide messenger RNA. RefSeq lists its product as uncharacterized. Gene Ontology annotation, biological process: intracellular protein transport; vesicle-mediated transport. The record is from RefSeq and is a predicted model, not a curated record. Gene Ontology annotation, cellular component: cytoplasm. The transcript is spliced from 10 exons. Bases 496 to 1407 code for a protein of 303 amino acids. Gene Ontology annotation, molecular function: GTPase activity; GTP binding. NCBI's taxonomy places the organism in Eukaryota, Metazoa, Mollusca, Bivalvia, Myida, Dreissenidae.
GUGCUCCACGACACACAGCAAGGCAUGCAGAGUUACAGGUGCUCCACGACACACAGCAAGGCAUGCAGAGUUACAGGUGCUCCACGACACACAGCAAGGCAUGCAGAGUUACAGGUGCUCCACGACACACAGCAAGGCAUGCAGAGUUACAGGUGUUGACAUUUUCUUUGUCUGAAAGAAAGCUUUAUUACCAACCCUUUCCAUCUCAAAGAACCGAAGAGUGCCCACUUAAGAAAAGUAAAUCUAGUCAGCACGCAUGUUCAAUACUCCCGCGUGGUAAUACCGCAAACGUUGAUUGUUUUUACAGAUUUACACUGAGUCAGUGGUACUGGUAAACCAGCAUUAAUGGAUUGAACACAACAGGCACAAAUAUAGAAAGUUAAUACAAUCGAGUGCGGAAGAAAUCAUAACUCAAAACACGAAAUAAGAGCAUACCACUGUGCCUUAAGUUGACAAACGCCGAAAUCAGCAAUUAUCGUGUAUUCUCGCCAUGUUAUGAGACUUGUGUACGAGAGUCUGGUGCUGGAUCGGAAGUCAGAUGGGCAACAUCUGGGCACGUGUGUUCCGGCACAGGGAGGCCUUGACGGGGCAGGAAAGACAACUCUGUUGUAUCGCCUGAAGCUUGGAGAAGUUAUCACCCAUGUUCCAACUAUUGGGUUCAACGUGGAGCAGUUGCAGUACCGGAACAUCACGUUCACAGCCUGGGACAUUGGUGCCAGGGAUAAGAUGCGGCCUCUUUUCCGUCACUACUACAAGGGCACUGACGCUGUAGUGAUAGUGAUAGACGCUGCCGACAAAGAACGCGUUGAGGAACUAUUUUGUGAUGUCCUCAAACCCGCACUACAUGCGGAGGAACUUGCUCACAGCGUAUUUCUAUUUUUAGUGAACAAGCGGGAUCUCCCAGACACAAUGACGUCAGAGGAAGUGGCAUCAAGAUUGAGUUUGAAAUUCAUGAAACACAAAUGGCAUAUCCUCGAGACGAGCGCCUUGCGCGGUGACGGGCUCACUGAGAGCAUGGAGUGGCUGGCGGCCGAGUUGGGACCCACUUCCGGUCAUCCGCACCGGAAGCACUCCAUAAAAAACUCGCCGCAACAAACCGCGCACACAAAUGACGCUAAACAUUGUGUUACGAAUGAUGUCAGUUACUGUGAUAGAAAUAACCCACCGCCGACACGCUCAACUUACGGACAGGUCCUUUCUAACAGAAAACAUACCGCCAAAUGCUCACCGGUGCACAAUACGAGUGACACAAAUGGUGACGUCAGAAAUGACGUCAUGUCGUGUUCUGUGGUUUCCAAGGAGAUCUCCCCGACACGUGACUACUGCAACCGAGCCUACUCUGCCUUCCGGUGUUUCUUCAUCCGUCCCAGCGUUCCCCCGGAAGUCGACGAUGACGACAGUGAUUGAUUGCUGAGGAAAGGGGUGUAAUAAGCCUCUUUUGAUUGGAGCAUUUUGAUUGUUAUGUAUCGACACCCUGGAUUGGAGCAUUUUGAUUGUUAUGUAUCGACACUCUGGAUUGGAGCAUUUAAUUGUUAUGUAUCGACACUCUGAAUUGGCACAUUUUGAUUGUUAAUAAACUUUUAAAAUGCUUAA